GGAAUUUAACCGAUUUCAGACGAUGCCGCCCAUCGAAGGAACCCCGAUGGCCGCUGUGCCAGAAGGAAAAUCAAACGAAGAAGUUGCAGCAGCUAAACCAGUCAUCGGAAUAAUUUAUCCGCCUCCAGAAGUGAGGAAUAUUGUUGAUAAGACUGCUAGCUUUGUAGCCAGAAAUGGUCCAGAAUUUGAGAGUAGGAUUCGUCAGAAUGAAGUUAACAACCCAAAAUUCAACUUUUUGAACCCUUCUGAUCCCUACCAUGCAUACUAUCAACACAAGGUGAAGGAGUUUAAGGAAGGCAGAGGACAAGAACCUUCAGCUCCAAAGUUUGGUGGACAGUCAGUACCAGGACUACAGAAGCCUAUGUUGGAGCAGGCUCGGAUCAUUGAUAUCCCCAUCAUACCCACUGAACCACCUGCUGAGUUUGAAUUUGUUGCUGACCCUCCUUCUAUAUCAGCUUUUGACCUGGACGUGGUCAAACUAACUGCCCAGUUUGUGGCCAGAAAUGGACGACAGUUCCUUACCAAUUUGAUGAACAGGGAGCAAAGAAAUUAUCAAUUUGACUUUCUCCGACCCCAGCACAGUCUCUUCAACUACUUCACCAAACUUGUGGAACAGUAUACCAAGAUCUUGAUCCCUCCCAAGGACUUACUAGCACAACUCAAGUCAGAGAGUGAUGACUAUCACAAGGUACUAAACCAGGUGAAGUACCGUGUAGAGUGGGCCAAAUACCAGGAGAGGGAGCGAAGGAAGGAGGCCGAGGCUAUUGAGAGAGAAAGGGUGGCCUAUGCACAGGUUGACUGGCAUGAUUUUGUUGUGGUGGAAACAGUGGACUUCCAGCCCAGUGAACAAGGUAACCUGCCACCUCCGACCACACCCUCUGAGGUGGGAGCUCGUGUUCUUGCUCAGGAGAGAAUAGAUAGAGGGGAGGUUGAUGAGGGAGAAGAGAUGGAGGUAGAAUCUGACGACGAAGAGGAAGUGGAGAUAGAAAAGAAUGUAGGAAAGGCACGGCAAACAGAAAUAGAGCUACAGGACAUGGAUGAGUCGUCUUCCUCUGCAGACGAAGACGAGGAGGAGCUACAUGAAGUUGCUCCACCUCAGCCACCAGCACCUGCUCCUCCACCUCCCCCACCUCCUAGUGAUAUACCAGCGCCACCACUCCCCCCGAUGCCAGAUCAAGUGGUGGUUAGGAAAGACUAUGAUCCAAAAGCCAAGGCCCUCCCUCUUGAGGAUACCUCUGACCAGUAUCUUGUGUCACCUAUCACUGGCGAAAAGAUCCCCGCCCACAAGGUGCAGGAGCAUAUGAGGAUUGGUUUGCUGGAUCCUAAGUGGAUUGAAGCCCGUAAGAGAACAAUUACAGAGAAGCGUGAUCAGGAAGAGGUGUUUGCUCCAGGCUCGGCCAUUGAGAGUAGCUUGAAAAUGUUGGCUGAGAGGCGUACUGACAUCUUUGGUGCUGGUGUGGAGGAGACCCAGAUUGGUAAAAAGAUCGGUGAAGAGGAGAAGAAAGAGAAAAAGGUUGUGUGGGAUGGACACACAGCUUCCAUGGAGAAAGUCACACAGAAGGCACGUGAGAAUAUCACCAUAGAGGAGCAGAUUGCUGUCAUACACAAAGUCAAAGGACUCCUACCAGAUGAGGAGAAGGAAAAGAUUGGACCAGCCAUACCCAAACAGCCUCCUCCUCCCAAGGCUGCACCACCACCUCCACCUCCUAAAUCCCAACCCCCUCCCCCACAGGCUCCGAAGCUAGCACCUGUACAGAAGAUGCCUCCGCGGCCUCCACAACAGCAGCAUAUGCCACAACCGCUGAUGCAACAGCCCCGUGGUGGCCUAAUGGUGCUGCCACCAAGGCCACCCAUGCCUCUGGGAAUCCAUCCUCAAAUGCACAUGCCACAACAUAUGAUGCCUCAUGGCCCUCCCCAUCCCCCAAAUUAUCCACCUUCCCUGAUGGGCAACAGACCCCCAGGUCCACCUCACAAGAGUCACCAUCCCCCGCCGCCCUCAAUGGAGGAUGAACCAAUGGCAAAGAAACAAAAAACAGAGGACCAGCUUGUUCCUGAAGGAGAAUUCCUCAAAAGAAACAAGGGACCGGUUACCUUCAAAGUGGUCAUCCCCAAGGUUACAGAAAAGGCAGAAUGGAAGCUGAAUGGUCAGACACUGUCCUUUACUCUUCCUCUUACAGACACGAUCUCUGUAAUGAAAGCUAAGCUGAAUGAGAGUCUUGGACUUCCAGCUGGAAAACAGAAGCUCCAAUACGAGGGAAUUUUCAUGAAAGACUCCAACUCUCUAGCUUACUACAAUUUCAUGAAAGGAGCGACAGUUCAACUUCAGCUGAAGGAAAGAGGAGGUCGCAAGAAAUAGAUCAUCUAAUUCUGGAAAUCUAUAUUUGUUAUCAUAUACCGUUUUCAAAUCAUGGCUUUUCCGAGGAUAUUUUAACCUCAAGUUAAAUUGCCAAGAAGUAACAGUUGCGAGAAAAUAUCCAUUCUAAUAUUGAAGAAAAUGGGAUUUUACAAAGGUGUAAUGUACAAAAACGUAUUUGAAAUAUGUAUUCAAAAUAUUAUUGUUAUAUGAGCUGUAGACUUACUCUCCUAAGUGUAGUAACAAAAAAUGAAGGAUUCACUUCUGUAUUCACAUUUGCUUUAAGUCACUAAAGAUUUGAAGUUAGGUACAGACCUAAAAGUUUUAUUUUGAUUUAAUAUUCAUGAUUUAGCAGGAGUAUAGUAAACAAUUAUUUGAGAAUACAAAACAAACCAAGGCUACCAUUUGGAAUUCAAAAUUAGUAUGUGCAAAGUUUGAUUGAAAAAUAAAGGAUUUGUCAGGAGGUUUGAUUUUUUUUUUUUCACAAGGACUAAAUACUGUAUUGGAGGUAAUAUUCUUGUGGGGUUUUAAGUGUGUUAUAUUUGGGUUUGGACAUAAAGAAAGAGCACAAAUUUAAACCCCCAACAGACAGUUUAUUUUAGUAAACUACAAUAUCAGAAAAUGUAUCUGAUGAAUCUUUAUAUGCGAAUGUUAAUGUAAAUAUAUGCUUCACAGUUUACUGCUGAAAGUACAGUUCAGCCAAGUUCACUUUGUGUGAACUAGCCACAACCAGGGUAAAUGUUAAGUAUUGGUGACAAGCAGUUAAGCACCUACACAGAGCUAUCAUUUUAUCUGUUACUGACAUCGGUCAUUUUUUAUAUUACUUGGCAAUUUUAUUUUGCCAAGGCAGGAUAAAAUAACGGUGAACUUUUUGUAUUAUUUUUCCUUGGUUUGACAUUCUGGAAUGAUUUAAAAGGAAUGAGCAAGAUUAUUUAUACCAUCACAGAUUACUAAAUUUUUAAGAAUUACUGCAUGACUCAAAAUAAUUUGUACACGCAUUUACAGAUAUGUACACACAUUUACAGAUAUGUACACACAUUUUUUGAUAUGCGAGUUUGAAUACCACAAGUUUCAUUUUCACUAGUUAAUAUGAAAGUAUCUGGGCAGUAUCUUGCAUCAAACCAAAAUUUCCAAAUAACAUCAGGUGUACAUAAAGAUGAAUAUCACCAGUGUAAAUUAAACCUUAUAUCCACAUUAAUAUGUUGUAUAAGAUCAUUGCAGAUUUAUCAAAAGUGUACAGCAUAUCUGGGGGGAAAAGACCUUGCUCAUUCCAUUUUUUCUUUAAUAUUGGUCAGGUAUGCUUAGAUGUAUAGAAAUAAAGAAAAAAUUGAAGAAAAUGUCAGAA
Messenger RNA from Ylistrum balloti, 3698 nucleotides. Its product is annotated as splicing factor 3A subunit 1-like. The record is from RefSeq and is a predicted model, not a curated record. Bases 23 to 2356 code for a protein of 777 amino acids. The transcript has 18 exons. NCBI's taxonomy places the organism in Eukaryota, Metazoa, Mollusca, Bivalvia, Pectinida, Pectinidae. Gene Ontology annotation, biological process: regulation of alternative mRNA splicing, via spliceosome; mRNA cis splicing, via spliceosome. Gene Ontology annotation, cellular component: U2-type prespliceosome; catalytic step 2 spliceosome; U2 snRNP. Gene Ontology annotation, molecular function: RNA binding; protein binding.